Messenger RNA from Alternaria novae-zelandiae, 423 nucleotides. RefSeq lists its product as uncharacterized. Lineage: Eukaryota; Fungi; Ascomycota; Dothideomycetes; Pleosporales; Pleosporaceae. Bases 1 to 423 code for a protein of 140 amino acids. The record is from RefSeq and is a predicted model, not a curated record. The transcript is spliced from 2 exons.
AUGCCCGACAAGGCAUCUUCGAAGCGAGUCAACCCGGAAUAUCUUGACCCUUACCUGUACAUCAAAGCACAAAUAGCGCAGUUUCGUGUGUCAUGUCACGUCCCAGAGAGCAAUGAGGCUUCAAGAUAUCUGAUACCGUUGGGCACUGCAAAUGAUACAGAGGACAUCAUCUUAGGCUACAUAACUCUCGACCACUGUCCUCGGCAGUUGCCCCAGGGAGAACCAGGUGGCUUGGAUUUCAUCGGCAUCUCCUAUGUUGAAGUUGGCUAUUACCCCAGCUCCGGACAGCCCGAAGUGUAUGCGCUUUGUGUCAAACUAGUCAACGGCAAACCAGGCGUAUUCGAGAGGCUGGGUGUAGCUAGAAUCUUGAAGGACGUAUGGGAUCGGACUGCUCAGUUCGAUGAGAACAUCAUACUAGGAUAG